This is a messenger RNA of Harpegnathos saltator (Jerdon's jumping ant), 4611 nucleotides long. It is a transcript of the gene crp, whose product is annotated as transcription factor cropped. Lineage: Eukaryota; Metazoa; Arthropoda; Insecta; Hymenoptera; Formicidae. Gene Ontology annotation, molecular function: RNA polymerase II cis-regulatory region sequence-specific DNA binding; DNA-binding transcription factor activity, RNA polymerase II-specific; protein dimerization activity. Bases 1714 to 3417 code for a protein of 567 amino acids. The transcript has 6 exons. Gene Ontology annotation, cellular component: nucleus. Gene Ontology annotation, biological process: regulation of transcription by RNA polymerase II. The record is from RefSeq and is a predicted model, not a curated record.
AGCAGCAGCAGUAGUAGUGGUGGUGAUGGUGGUGGGAACGUUCGUUGUGUGUAAACCCGAUGACCGUAGCUCACCGUAGCGUACAGAUGGUCUGCUACGUAUAUACGCUACGCUCACGGUGGGGGGAGAGUGGGGGUCUACUAGACUGGCGUAUUCUAUGGGCGGGGCUUUAGCCAGCUGGCAGAUGUUUCCCGCGCGGCCGCGUUACUCCUCUAGCGUAAACCUACGCGACGCGAAGUAGUCCCCGAUCGCGCGACCGAAUAUUUCCCGCGGUGGAUGAGCGGCUGCACGGGCGAAUUCGCGUACCGGUUUCCGCUGAGAGGACGAACGAUCCAUGACGACACCGACCGCGAAAACAGUCGGAACAACGAGUCGAUGACGAAGAUGAGCUGACGAGGGAUUGGUCCGACUAAGAGCCACCGUUCAGGGCAGUGCGAGGCGCGCGUCACCCCUGGUCGCGUCGAGUCGUGAGUCGUCGUGACUGUACCGCGCUCCGGGACGCGACUUUCAAGUGUCUCCCGCGAGCUGAAUUCAACGCGAAAGUAUCGUCGCACGCGCUCGUCAACCGCCGAAGGACAUGGUGCACGCCCGGCACGCACAUACCAUAUAACGUGCGUGCCUCGCACGCGGUCGCCCACGGACUUGCUUCGACGACGAGUAGACGUGUGUGAAGGAUCUACUUGCCGCGCGCGUCGCGCGAUGUUUCUACCGGCGUACGUGAACGGAGCGACACUGCGAGCAACAUCGUCCCGCAUCCGUGCGUCUUAACCAGGUCGGUCUGGCAUUCCGGGCAACGAACAGUCGCCGUAAAGCCAGUGAGUAAGCGCCGAGACUCGACGCGUGUUCGUUUUCGAUAUCACGCGGUGGAACUUUGAAUAUCCUCCUGUGCGUGUAACUUUCGCCGCGAGUGUCCGACAUCACAGAGAUUUUCCCGUAUGUGACUUUCGACGAGGAGGCUCGCACAUCGCACGAAUCGUUUACGAUUACGACGAGUCAAUCGUCGACCGACGGUCGAUCGGUCCCGUAUGUUACGUGAGUGAAGUAAAAGUGCAGUGAGACUGUGAAGAGAGAGAGAGAGAGAGAGAGAGAGGGAGAGGGAGAUAAGGGCCCUCAGCUGAGCGCCCUAGCUCGGAAUAGCGUAGCGACGCUCCUGACGCCGGCGGCGGAGUGAUCCACAGCGCGUCGUGGGGGCCCUCAGCUGUUUCCCGCCAAAGAUCGCCAUUACAAAACGCGUUCGGGCGUUGUGUGUGCGCGCCGCGCGGAGCGUGUGACUGUCUCGUGGACGAGUCUCGAGUGCGUGCCACCGGCGUCGGUUGAGGCAAGAAAAAAAGCGGGCUUCGUCGCGAGACACGGCGUUAGCCGGGGAAAGUGGCGAGCCGCGACGCGAGUGUACCGACGUAUACGUAUAUUAUAACCGAAACGAAGACGUGUGUUUGAUAAAACGCGCGUUGUUUGUCCCCCCCCUUCCCCUCCCUCCGCCCCGGUGGAGUGCGCGGUCGGGCGAGCGAACGAACGAACCAACCGACGGACGAACGAACGAACGAACGAACCAACGGCCGGGCGAGAAAGAGUGAGAGCGACAAGGAGAGAGGACUACACGGAGAAGAGCAACGCGAAGCCCCGUCGUCUUCUCGCAGCCCCACGACGACGGCUGUGUCGGGGACGUGAAAUUCGCUCGACGGGACUCUCGGACGUGCCGCGGACCAACGAGAUAUGUCAGUGUUUGGUGGUGACGAUCGGAUUUUGCUCGAGGAAAUUGUCGAGGUGACUGAGCAGCAGGAGGCUGAACUGUGCGGGAGCGUUGAGACGGUUGAAGACGGCUCGGUGACCACCAGUGUGACGGUCGCCGCGGUCAUAGACACACCGGAGCAACCGCAGCAGCAACAGCAACAACAGCAAUCCAAGAGUAGCGUCGGUGCCAGUCGGCGGGUUGCUAGUCAGAACGUUGCGCUGAGCAACGGAAACGGUAUCAACAACAACAUCGGCCGUCUCACGCCGCGCAGCCACAUGGAGCAGGAGAAGCGAAUGCGGCGAGAAAUCGCCAACAGCAACGAGCGACGUCGUAUGCAGAGCAUCAACGCCGGAUUCCAGUCUCUGAGGUCGCUGCUGCCGCAUCAUGAGGGCGAGAAGCUGUCUAAGGCCGCGAUACUUCAACAGACGGCCGAGUACAUUUACCAGUUGGAGCAGGAGAAGACGCAACUGCUGUCGCAGAAUUGUCAGCUGAAGCGGCUGGUGAAUCAGCACGAGGGCGGCGAUCUGCCGAAGAAACGCAAGUCCGACACUCAAGGUGUCGUCGUGAAUCUACCGAUGCACGUCAGCGAGAGCGGCGACGAGGGCUUGGGCAGCAUGUCUCCCGAGCCGUUGUCGGUAAUCACAGUGACCACCGAGGGACAUUCCGUCGUGAACAGCGAGGUGUCGGAGCUCAGACGGCAGUUGGACAGAGAGCGUCACGCGCGGCUGCAUUUAGAGAAACAAAUGAGAGAGAUCCAGAGCCAGUUGUAUCCAGAGAGAUUCCAGAGGGACAAUCAGCUGAUAACUUAUCAGACCCACGAGCAGGUGAUCGACCACACGGACAACGUGAUGGCGCAGGAGACGGAGGAAGCGGUGGCGUCGCUCCAGGUGGUGUCGGUCAUGUCUCUGCCGCCGGUGGGCUCCACUCAGACCGUGGAGACCUCCAGCCCGGACCCGAGCUCGCCGCCUUUGUCGCCGCAGCCAACCGAUAUGGUCGCCGACGAGGAGAUCAAGGAGGAGGAGUCACGCCCAGGCAGCCCGAAGAUCGUCACCUUCGCUCAGAACCCGGUGUUCACGACGAUAGAGGAGCAGACCACCGCCGACUCCUUCUCGUCGUCAAGUCGCGUCACGUACGCGUCCUCCAGCGCAGACUUCAAGAAUACCUCGCCCCAGUACAUCACCGCGAGCCCCAGCAGGUCUUUCUCACCGACUGGUGCUGAGCCCCAGCGGUUACCCAGCGUCUUGGAGGCCGCGAUGAAGGCUGAGCCCAAAGUCGAGGUGGAGAGGUUGCCGUCUCCAUCGAACUCCCUGGAGGACGGCACGCCGCAGGCAAGGCUAUACAUCGCGAACACGUCCCGGCAAAAUCUGGAGACAAUCGUCGAAGCGAUACGUCACCUGGAGGGUGAUCAUCUGUUCAGCGACGAGCCCGCGCAAGACGUACCGUUGGCGCUGACCAACAAGCAGACGACGUCAAAGUCGUCGAACAAGACCGCGACCGCGACAUCGUCCUCCGUCACCGCCGCCGCCGUCGCCUUGGCCUCCUCCCCCUCGUCGUCGCCGUCAACGACGUCCGCGGCGACAUCCGCGAAGCAACGGCUGCACGCCGAGGUGAAUAGCUUCCUCCAGUUUCACACGCAGCAGCAGACCCAGCAGCGACCAGGCGUGAUCGUGGUGAAGCACUCGUGAUCUAACAACGCGCCGCGGCCCGCUCACUGAGCGGGAUGCAACACGGAACGACGCACUCGCCACCUCCGCUCGACAUCGUCAUCAUCGAGAUCAUCGGUAUCAAUAUUGUCAUCGUCAUCGUCAUCGUUGUCAUCGAUAUCAUCAUUAUCAUUAUCGCGGCGGUUCAUUCGGAAAUGAAGUAUCCCUUUCACGCACUCACUACUGAUGGAAGAAGCGAAGAGAGGGAGAGAGAGAGAGAGAGAGAGAGAGAGAGAGAGAAAGAGAGCUCGUGGAAAUGUGACAAAUAACAGCGGUCGUCACAAUUGCGAUUACGCAUUUUUCUACGCGUCAAGGACGUUGAAGGCGUACUCUCUCUCUUUCUCUCUCUUCAAUUUUCGAAGAGCCCUCAAAGGGAUCCCUUUCGUCCGGCACUGCAUACUAGACUCUCUGUAUACCGCGACAGGUACGAAAUGGGAUCCUUUUCCUUAUUCCUUUCUUUUUUUACGUGUAUUCUUACUCUUUGCACGCUUCGCCUCGUCUUCGCCUCGAAGAAGAGACCGCGUCCCUCGCGAAGCGGAAACAGAGCGGCUCGGUUCAAUCGAUGCGCCCGCAUGCACGCGUUCGCUCGUCGACGACUGGGCUGUACCGAGGACAAUGCUACGUAUGCCAUCGACCGGGUUUUCUUGUCGGGACGAAGCGAUACUUAAAGAUUGCGGAUAUACAGGUUUAUUUUGGGCGGAGGCAGAGCCGAGUCGAAGCCGAGUCGACGAAAGGAUCCUCAUCGCCGAAUCGUUGAAACGUCGUUCUCUCCCACACACACACACACACACACACAGACACACACACACACACACAACAUACACACAUAGACAGCACUCGCUCUCAUGUAAAUACCGAACGAUUCCUCCUCCCGCAAUCGUUUCCGACGAUCGCCACGAGAUCACUUUGAAUCUCGAAGGGUUUUCUUUCUUAACCCUCCCUCCCUCCGAGGAGAGUCGCCCUUCUCGUGAGACAGAAGGAACAGAGGGAAAAAAACAGAAGGAGCAAGAGAGAGGAGAAAUAAUUGAGACAAAUCGCAAAGCGGGCGUUUCUCCUCGCAUUAGUAGGUAAGAUCUUUUUAGAUUUAAGCGAGUAACUACCACGAUAAUAUUUCUAGCGUUAUAAGGCUGCGUACGCUGUAUAUGAUAUACAUAUAGCAUAUACAUAUAUACAUAU